Triticum dicoccoides is the source of this 3263-nucleotide messenger RNA. Its product is annotated as probable CCR4-associated factor 1 homolog 7. Gene Ontology annotation, molecular function: poly(A)-specific ribonuclease activity; nucleic acid binding. NCBI's taxonomy places the organism in Eukaryota, Viridiplantae, Streptophyta, Magnoliopsida, Poales, Poaceae. Gene Ontology annotation, cellular component: CCR4-NOT complex. The coding region runs from base 94 to 963 and encodes 289 amino acids. The transcript has 7 exons. The record is from RefSeq and is a predicted model, not a curated record.
ACCACCCCCUCCCCCGGGUCUAAAAAAAUCCAGAGCCUUCCCCCAUCCCACCCACCAUCCCAAUCCGACCAAACCCUAGGAAAUCUGCCGGCCAUGGCGAUGUCGGAUCUCGCGGCCGCGGUGAUCUCCAAGGCCAACGGCGGCGUGGACGGCGAGGAGCCGGUGGAGAUCCGGGAGGUGUGGGCGGACAACCUGGAGGCGGAGUUCGCGCUGAUCCGCGACGUCGUCGACGAGUUCCCCUUCGUCGCCAUGGACACCGAGUUCCCGGGCAUCGUCUGCCGCCCCGUCGGCGCCUUCCGCUCCCCGGCCGACUACAACUACGCCACCCUCAAGGCCAACGUCGACAUGCUGCACCUCAUCCAGCUGGGGCUCACCUUCUCGGGCCCCACGGGCGAGCUCCCUGCCCUCGGCGCCGGACGCCGCCGCUGCGUCUGGCAGUUCAACUUCCGGGAGUUCGACGACGAGCGCGACAUCUUCGCCACCGACUCCAUCGAGCUGCUCCGCCACAGCGGCAUCGACUUCCGCCGCAACGCCGAGCGCGGCGUCGACGCCCGCCGAUUCGCCGAGCUGCUCAUGUCCUCAGGUGUUGUGCUCAACGAUGCCGUCUACUGGGUGACCUUCCACGCGGGAUACGACUUCGGCUACCUGCUCAAAAUCCUCACCUGUAACAGCCUCCCAGAUACACAGGCUGGGUUCUUCAAGCUGAUGAAGAUAUAUUUCCCCACCGUCUAUGACAUCAAGCAUCUCAUGAAGUUCUGCAACAGCCUGCACGGCGGGCUGAACAAGCUCGCCGAGUUGCUCGAUGUGGAGCGUGUUGGAGAGUCGCAUCAGGCCGGGUCCGAUAGCCUGGUCACGUCUUGUGCGUUCUGGAAACUCAAGGAUUCCUUCUUUGCUGGAUCAACCGAGAAAUAUGCAGGCGUGCUGUAUGGGCUCAAUGCAGAGAAUGGUGUCAGUGCACAUUGAUGGAUGAUGCUCCCUUUGAAUAGCUCUGUGAAUGGGUUGAUUUAGGACAGAAAGAGGUGGCGAGUGAGCUAGCAGGCAAAAUGAUGACCAACUUUGUAGGUUGAGCUUGUCUCACUCAAUUAGUCAAUUCCAUUUUGUUGGAUGUAAUUUGAACGUAGUGUUUUUCAGUUAUUCCCAUUGAACUAGUGUUUUCUGCUUAUGCUGUUAGCUUUCUCUUGCAUAUUACUUAAAUAGAAAAGUAUCACCUCUAUAUCUCCUGUUUGACCAAUAACUUCAGUCCAGUUCAAUAUGGCAAAAAGACUCUUUUGCCAUUGAUAUGUUUAAAACCUAUAUGUAGGUAAUAGUACAUCUAAGUUUUCAGAGACAUACACUAUAUAACACUACAAGAGAAAAUGCCACCAUCCGUGUUCUGAUGUUCACAUUAUAUUCCUCAAGGCUAAUAUUUUAAUUACCCAGUCAAUAUGCAAGUAAUAACCACUGUCCUUCUGGAGAAUGCCACGACAUAAUUUGCAAUGAGAAUAAGUGUUAAUCUCCAUUUAGAUCUCAGUAAUUAUUAUGCAAAGUCUUUUCUGAUGCUGUCAGCAAGAUAGCAUGAUUUUGGUAACCAUAAUAGCAAUUUGUAGAUAUGUUCACUUGAUUGAAAAAUGUGUUGCUGAUGGAUUUUUUUGACUAAAGUGUUUUGUUAUCUACUCACGAGUUUUCUAAUAUCUACUUCCUGCCUUGUGCUGGCCGAUCAAUUUCAUGCGUGAGGUCCUGCAUUUUUUUUACUACGCUGUUAUUGCUAAAAUAUUUCAAAUUUGUUCAUACUGUUUUUUUUUUGUUCAUUUGUAGCAUGUACGGAUUAUGCACAGGAGUUAAAGUCCCAGUAAUUUAAUUUCAUCCUGAACAUGUUUUUUCAUGAUGCGAUGCUGUAGAUGCUAAUUACCUCUUAUUCUCCUGCGGGACUUGGACUUGGUAUCUACUCCAAAGUACAUUCAAGAGAUAUGCAUAAGAUUUAUUUACUUUCUUUGCCAACAACCGACUAAGUAGGAAGGGGUCAAAAAAACAAAACAACCGAGCAAGUAGGAGAGUUCUCAUCGCAAGUUACAUCCUUUGACACAUUCUCCUGCUUUGAAACCUGUACUAUUAGAUUGUUGAUUGCUUUUGUGCUAACACACUCUUCUCCUUACUGAGUUGUCUUUUGGAGGUAAACGGCAGGACUGGUGGCUUUGCAUAAUUGAGGGGUAUAGUUUGCCAUUGUUGCUGUUUGCAUCCAGUCAAAGAAAAAAUGGAGACAGUAUCUGCAUUUAGCAAUUAAAUCUCCAUUUACCCUUUUUCACCUAAUUCACUUACAUGCUUACUUUUGCAGCUCUUCCUUAUUGGUGCAGGUUCUAGCAGAUGAUCUCCUGGAAGAAAAUUAGGCUUAGCUCAAAUCAGUUGCAUCCAAACUUUAUAUAUUGUUAAGACAGCUAGUCUAACCGAACUCUGUAAGGGGACCCUACAAAGUACAGACCGCCGAAUCUUGACAAGCUCUGUGCAUGGAUUAAUUUAGGACAAAAAGAGGUGACAAUUGAGCUAGCGGGCAAAAUGAUGACAAGUUAUGUAUGCCUCGACACGUACUUGUCUAGCAUGUCAUUCUUGAAGCGGGUGCAGUUCUGGCAUUCUACUUAUUUUGCCAAUCUGUGCAUAUUUUUUACUGAAGGAGGCUACAUUGUGUUACUGUAUCAACAUGAACCCCUCCAUGUCAUUGUUAUCACCAAGGUGCCAGCAGCAACCAUCUCCAACAACGAGGCUCUUAUUAUGGCCGGGUCAUGGCCAGUUGCUUUAAUGUAUCUUUUGGAGAUAAAAUGACAGAUCAUUCAGCACUGAUGGCUUUGCAUAAUUUAAGACAUGACAAUCUCAUGCGAGAGAACUAGGCUUUAGCUCACAUCAGUUUGCAUCCAAGCUUUAGAUAUAUCAAGGCUUGCCUGGCACUGUACUUGUCUAGCGGGUCAUUCUCAAUAAAAAAGUGGGUGCAACCUUGGUGCUCUACUCAUCUUGCCAAGUUGUGUGCAUGAUUUGACUUACAAUGCAGUUUCAAUGGUUCAACAGGACCAUCAUUGCAUUACUCUGACCGUGGCAAUGCUCAUCGCCAGCAGUAAGGCCUACCAUCUGUAGCGACAGCUUGGUUUUCAACAUGUGUAACACUUGUGCAGUUGUAAGAUGUGUAGUGUGGAUGCUAAGAAUGACGUUUCUGUGACUGAUAUUUAUGUAAGAUGUGUGAAAUCUCUAAUCCUUGCAUAGUGUUUUAUCACAAAUUAUGAUUUGGCAAAGUUCAGCAA